Messenger RNA from Propithecus coquereli (Coquerel's sifaka), 1684 nucleotides. Its product is annotated as zinc finger protein 426. Gene Ontology annotation, cellular component: nucleus. Gene Ontology annotation, molecular function: DNA-binding transcription factor activity, RNA polymerase II-specific; RNA polymerase II transcription regulatory region sequence-specific DNA binding. Gene Ontology annotation, biological process: regulation of transcription by RNA polymerase II. The transcript is spliced from 6 exons. The coding region runs from base 20 to 1684 and encodes 554 amino acids. NCBI's taxonomy places the organism in Eukaryota, Metazoa, Chordata, Mammalia, Primates, Indriidae. The record is from RefSeq and is a predicted model, not a curated record.
CCCAUUUUCACCUCGUAGGAUGGCAGCUGUUGAUUUGUCCCCUGGACAUCGUCUUUCUGGGGACCCAGUCUGCCUUCAUGAAGCAAAGACAGAGGCAGGAAGGAUGGUGGCUGACUGCCUGAAAAAUUACUAUCAGGAUUUGGUGACCUUCGAUGACGUGGCUGUGGACUUCACCCAGGAGGAGUGGACUUUGCUGGACACAACUCAGAGAAACCUGUACAGCGAUGUGAUGCUGGAGAACUACAACAACCUGGCCACAGUAGGAUGUCAGCUCAUAAAACCCAGUUUGAUCACUUGGUUGGAACAAGAGGAGUUAAAGGCAGUUCAGGGAGGAGUUUUCCAAGGAUGGGAAAUGCAAUUUGAAACCAAAUGGUCAGCACUUCAGCAGGAAUUUUUGAGGGGUCAGACAUCCGUUGGGAUUCAAACAGAAGGAAGCCACAAUGCAGGAGAAGUCUGUGAUUGUAAGCUACACGGAGAAGUCUUCAGUGAACACUCAUGCCUUAAGACACACAUGAGAACCCAAAGUCUAGGGAACACGUAUGACUGUAAUCGGUAUGGGAAAGACUUUCUCUUCCUGCACAAGAAAACCUCUGCUGGUGAGAAACUUCCUGAGUUAAAUCGGAGUGGGAAAAUCUUCAGCCUGACACCAAAUAUUGUGUACCAGAGAACUAACACACAAGAGAAAUCCUUUGGAUGCAAUCACUGUGGGAGAUCCUUCAUAAGUCAGUCAUGCCUUCAGGCACAUAUGAGAAGUCACAAUGGGGAAAAACUCUAUGAAUGGAAGGAAUAUGGGACAGAUUUUAUUCACUCCACAAGCCUUUCUGUGCUAUUAGAAACCCUCAAUGCAAAAAAGCCCUACAAAUGUCAGGAAUGUGGAAAAGGCUAUAGAUAUCCGGCAUACCUCAAUAUUCACAUGCGAACUCACACUGGAGAGAAACCAUAUGAAUGUAAGGAAUGUGGGAAGGCCUUUAAUUAUUCUAAUUCAUUUCAAAUACAUGGAAGAACUCACACUGGAGAGAAGCCCUAUGUAUGUAAGGAAUGCGGGAAAGCCUUCACUCAGUACUCGGGCCUUAGUAUACACGUACGAUCUCACAGUGGAGAUAAGCGCUAUGAGUGUAAGGAAUGUGGGAAAUCGUUCCUUACAUCCUCACGCCUUAUUCAACAUAUAAGAACUCACACUGGAGAGAAGCCUUUUGUAUGUGUUGAAUGUGGAAAAGCCUUUGCUAUUUCCUCAAAUCUUAGUGGACAUUUGAGAACUCACACUGAAGAGAAGGCCUGUGAGUGUAAGAUAUGUGGGAAAGUAUUUGGGUAUCCUUCAUGUCUUAAUAAUCACAUGCGAACUCACAGUUCCCAAAAACCAUACACAUGUAAGGAAUGUGGGAAGGCUUUUAACUAUUCCACCCACUUAAAAAUUCACAUGCGGAUCCACACUGGAGAAAAACCCUAUGAGUGUAAACAAUGUGGGAAGGCCUUCAGUCAUUCCAGUUCAUUUCAAAUACAUGAAAGAACUCACACUGGAGAGAAACCCUAUGAAUGUAAGGAGUGUGGUAAAGCCUUCAUAUGUUCCAGUUCCUUUAGAAUUCAUGAAAGAACUCACGCUGAAGAGAAACCCUAUAAAUGUCAGCAAUGUGAGAGAGCUUAUAGUCAUCCCCGUUCACUUCGGAGACAUGAAAGGACUCACUAG